Messenger RNA from Zalophus californianus (California sea lion), 4012 nucleotides. It is a transcript of the gene FAM76B, whose product is annotated as family with sequence similarity 76 member B. NCBI's taxonomy places the organism in Eukaryota, Metazoa, Chordata, Mammalia, Carnivora, Otariidae. The transcript is spliced from 11 exons. Bases 355 to 1308 code for a protein of 317 amino acids. The record is from RefSeq and is a predicted model, not a curated record.
AUGGGGAAGGGAGGCCGAGAAGGAAGCGGAUCCACUGCCGCGCAGCUAAACCGCAUCGAACUAUCCUCUUCGUCUCCCUCCGCCGCUAUAGGGGCCUAAGCGGGAGCGGCCUGGACGGCGUCACUGAGAGGGCUGGGGGGCGGAAGUGGAGGCGGAGGGAGACGGUACAGACCGCAGGGCCUCGGGCCUUCGCGGCGAGGCUCUGGUGGGCGCGAGGCAGGGGAGGGGGGAGGAGGAGGAGCCCGCGGCCCGGGCGGCGGCGGCGGCGGGGGCGGCGGCGGCGGCGGCGGCGCCCGAGUCCGAGUUCCCCGUAGGGCCCCGCCUCGGAGCGGGCGGCGGUGGAGGAGGAGCAGGAUGGCGGCCUCGGCCCUGUACGCCUGCACCAAGUGUACCCAGCGCUAUCCCUUCGAGGAGCUCUCCCAGGGCCAGCAGCUCUGCAAGGAAUGUCGGAUUGCGCAUCCUAUUGUAAAAUGUACUUACUGCAGAUCAGAAUUUCAACAAGAGAGCAAAACUAAUACAAUUUGUAAGAAGUGUGCUCAAAAUGUGAAGCAAUUUGGCACACCUAAGCCUUGUCAGUACUGUAACAUAAUUGCAGCAUUUAUUGGUACAAAGUGUCAGCGUUGUACAAAUUCAGAAAAAAAAUACGGACCACCUCAGACCUGUGAACAGUGCAAACAACAAUGUGCUUUUGAUCGAAAGGAGGAAGGAAGAAGAAAGGUUGAUGGAAAGUUACUAUGCUGGCUCUGUACUUUAUCAUACAAGAGAGUUUUACAGAAGACAAAAGAACAAAGGAAGAGCCUGGGAUCUUCACAUUCAAACUCAUCUUCUUCAUCUCUUACCGAGAAAGACCAGCAUCAUUCAAAACAUCACCACCACCAUCAUCACCAUCACCAUCGUCACAGCAGUAGCCAUCACAAAAUCAGCAAUUUGACUCCAGAACAAGAGCAGGGACUGUGGAAACAGAGCCAUAAAUCCUCUGCAGCAAUUCAGAAUGAAACUCCAAAGAAAAAGCCCAAAUUGGAAUCUAAGCCAUCUAAUGGAGAUAGUAGCUCUAUAAAUCAGUCAGCAGAUAGUGGGGGAACAGACAAUUUUGUCCUUAUAAGUCAACUGAAAGAAGAAGUGAUGUCACUUAAACGUCUCUUACAGCAGAGAGACCAGACUAUUUUAGAAAAAGAUAAAAAGUUAACUGAACUAAAGGCAGACUUUCAGUACCAAGAGUCAAAUUUGAGAACAAAGAUGAACAGUAUGGAAAAAGCUCACAAAGAAACUGUGGAACAACUUCAGAAUCUUCUGCAUGAUGAUCUCUGACUUAAAGUGGUGUAACCAAAACUCUGGAGUAAAUCCAGAAUUGAGGCCAAAAACAGAGAACUACUCAAACAGGUCGCAGCAUUGUCAAAGGGUAAAAAGUUUGACAAAAGUGGAAGCAUACUAACAUCCCCUUGAGAAAGUAGUUAUUCAUGUAGUGUUUCUGCUGAAAAUGUAAAUUUGAGAAAAAUUCUGUGAAGCCCUUAAAUGUAGUGGAGAAAUAUUUUUGCACACCAGAUGAAUUGGCGUGUUUCCUAUUCACUUUUGUAACUGAUAUACAGCAUUUUUUAAGUUGUAAAACGUUCAAAUAAAACUUCAACUGGCUUGAAGUUACUUUUUAAUGAUUUGAUAUCCAGGAACUUUUUUGCCAGCAAUAGUAUUAAACACUUGUAAAGGAGUGCAUGAGUCGUGCUCUUUAUAAAAUGCAACAUGCAAUAAUAGAGUAGGUGACGGUGUUCAGAAGUCAGAGCAGCAGGGCUUUCGGUUUGUUUUGUUUUUUGUUUUACACCAUGUUGAUUUCCGAUAAACAGUUUUCACUUUAGAAAUACAAAAACUUUUAAACAAGGAAAAUGGUAAACACUGGUUUUUUUGGUAAUUGUGUUUUUACUUUGCAUCAACAUGAAUUUAGGAGAAAAUCAUGGUGCUUUUAUUAAAUGAACUUCAGAGUAUAUGUAAAUAUGUUUUUAAAAGUUACAUCAUUAACAUUAGUUAGUAAACUAGUAUUUUCAUUAUUGGUAUAAGAAUUAAUGUUUAUUGUACAGUAUCCAAGGUAAAAUGUGUUCUGUUUUGUACAAACUACUGUAGAUUUUUACUUACAAGUGCCUUUUUGCCACCUAAUGUUUUUAUUUAUAGGAAUGCCGAUCUUUUGUACAUACAGUUUGUUUUAAAAUCAUGUUUAAUAAAUGUUUGUAUAUAAAUGCAUAUGUACAGAAGCCUAUUUCAAAAGGAAAUCAAAGUUGUUAGUAAAAUGUUUGAGAUCGCAUUAAGAACUGAUGAUGCAUAUAGACUCUAGAUGAUUUUGUGGUUUGUUUCUGUGUGAUAUGAGAAGCUAUUGGUCACUGAAUUCAUUGAAUUAUGUAAAAGUACAUUCCCCAAAGAUUUAAUUUUAAAUCAUUUCUGAUAGAGUAAUUUUAUUUUUUACGUCAUAUGGCUUCAUGUUCAUAUUUCGUGAGUUACGUGUUCUGCUUUAUUUUUCUUUUAUAAAAACUUUUAAAAAUUUAUAAUUUUCUGCAGUGGUCCAUAUAUCUGCCUUUUAUCUAAGUUAAUAUUUAUGUACACCAUGUUUGAUUUGUAAGUUUAAAGCAAAUCUGGAAAAAUUUAAAUAACUUAAAUCAAUCCAUGAGUAUCUUUGAAUAAAUUGGAAUCUACUAUAAGAUACAGGCACUAUUUAUAAGAAAAUUAUAUCAGAGUCUUUAAAAUUGUCUAUAAAGGUUAAGGUAGGUUGGGAUAGGUUAUGUAAAGUUAUUGACUAAUUAUUUUCUGAUCCAGUGGUUUUUCAGCCUUUAAUGGAAUUGAUCUCCUUAAUAAAUGCCAGUUCAGACUAUUCAAUUGUAAAACAUCAGGCAUUGCUUGAUAUAUUGGAGAGAGUGGAAGAGAGUUCCUUCUCUUAGGAAUUUAUGGGCAAGGAUAAAUUUGUUUUAAGUAAACUGUUAUUAAAUGUAUUAGUUUUUAAGUUUUUAAACAAAAGUGAUUAUGAAUGUCAGGUCAAAGAUCAUCUUUCCUCAGAACACAGGAUGAUUAUAAUAAUUGUUUUUAACAUAACCGAUGUUUUAGGAGAUGAUUCCUGCAGUUUUUCAUUAUAUGUUGAUAUCAAAUAAUUUUUUGUCCAAUUUGAGAACAUUAUCUAGGGUAAUUUUGAAGUAAUAUAGCAAAAGAUUGAAUCAGACUUGGAAAAAUUAAACGAGUUUAUUUUUAUGAGCUCUUCAUGCAAUAAUCUUCCUAAAUUUAGUACUCUCAACAAUGAUAGAUAAUGCCUUCUUAACACAGAUUUUAAUGUUUGUGGGAUUUGCUAAAUUCGUAAGAUAGUCAUUACCUUUCUUUAAAAUUUAUAAUGUUUUAUAUUCUGGUUUCAUAGCCAUUUAUCAAUCCACAGUGCUCAUUAUGGUUUUAAAAUAAACUGUGUAAUAAUUCUUAUAACAUGUUGGAGCUGCUACUAAAAACCAAGGUGCCCCUUCCCCCUUUUUUAGGAAACAGAUUAAAAAUUGAAAAUCAGUCUCAGUAAUUAAGCUUUGUAAAUUCCAAAGCUAAAACUUUUUAGGGGCUUCACAGUAUUUAGUCCUAAUUAAAUGCCCUCUCUUUAUUCCAUGACCUUAUUUUAUAACUUAAUUUUUUUGAAAUUGUAUAAACUAGUAAUUGAGUCCCAGUCCUGGAUCUGUAGUGUAUUGACAUAAUGAGCUGAUAUUCUUUAAAUGUGGACCUGUAAGGAGAUACUAUGGUGUGCCGUAUUGUGCUUUUUAGCCCGUUUUCAGCUAUUAAUUAGCAUUUACCAGUGAGGGUCAUUUUGGCCCAAGUUAUUUAUGUAUUAAUAGCCUGUGAAUAUUGCAGUUCUUUUUAGAUUGUAUUGGUCUAAAUAUGCAUUCUCCGGUGAACCUGGUAAGCUGUUCACAUGUAUAGAUUAUUGAUAUACUGUACUUGUACACAUCUGACUGUUGACAUUUUGUACUUUUUUCUAAAUCCAAUAUUUCACAAUAAAAACUUGUCAAAAGUU